AUGUCCGAGAGCAAGUGCCCGGUUCAAGCUCAGCUCAACGUUGCUGGUGGCGGUACCAGAAACCGCGACUGGUGGCCCGAGACUGUCAAGCUCAACAUCCUCCGCCAGCAUACCAAUGUCACCAACCCUCUAGGUGAGGAAUUCGACUAUGCUGCUGCUUUCAAGACCCUCGAUUUCGAGGGACUCAAGAAGGACCUCAAGGCUCUCAUGACCGACUCCCAGGACUGGUGGCCUGCCGACUUUGGUCACUACGGAGGUCUCUUUGUCAGAAUGGCUUGGCACCAUGCGGGCACGUACCGAGUCUUUGACGGCCGUGGUGGCGGCGGUCAGGCCCAGCAGAGAUUUGCUCCCCUCAACAGCUGGCCCGACAAUGCCAGUCUAGACAAGGCUAGACGUUUGCUCUGGCCCAUCAAGCAAAAGUAUGGCAACAAGAUCUCGUGGGCUGAUCUGUUGACUCUGACUGGCAAUGUCGCGCUCGAGUCCAUGGGCUUCAAGACCUUUGGCUUCGCUGGUGGCCGUGUCGACGCCUGGGAGGCUGAUGAGUCCGUCUACUGGGGUGGCGAGCAAACUUGGUUGGGCAACGACGUGCGUUACAAAGGCGACAAGAACUUCCAGAAACGUGAGCUCGAAUCCCCGCUGGCCGCCUCUCACAUGGGCCUGAUAUACGUCAACCCUGAGGGUCCUGAUGGCAACCCUGACCCGGUUGCUGCUGCACAUGACAUCCGCACUACCUUUGGCCUCAUGGCCAUGAACGACGAGGAGACUGUCGCCUUGAUUGCUGGCGGUCACACUUUCGGCAAGACCCACGGUGCCGGUCCCGCAACCAACGUCGGCAAGGAACCUGAGGGUGCCAACAUUGAGCAGCAGGGCUUGGGAUGGAACAGUACCUAUGGCACUGGCAAGGGCCCAGACACCAUUACCAGUGGUCUGGAAGUCACUUGGACAAAGACUCCCGUCCAGUGGAGUCACCAGUACUUUGAAUAUCUCUUCAAGUACGACUGGGAGCUAACCAAGUCUCCUGCUGGCGCUAAUCAGUGGGUCGCCAAGACGGACGACCUCAUUAUUCCCGAUGCCUACGAUGCCAACAAGUUUCACAAGCCCAAGAUGUUGACCACCGAUCUGUCCCUCCGUUUUGACCCUGCAUACGAGAAGAUCUCUCGCGACUUCCUUGCCAACCCCGACAAGUUCGCCGAUGCUUUUGCUCGUGCCUGGUUCAAGCUCACGCACCGUGACAUGGGGCCCAAGGCUCGUUACCUAGGGCCGGAGAUCCCCAAGGAGGAUCUCCUCUGGCAAGACCCCAUACCAUCUGUCAGCCACGCUUUGAUUGAUGACAAGGACAUUUCCGCUAUCAAGAAGGAGAUUCUCAACCUGGGCAUUCCCGUGCCUCAGCUCGUUUCCACAGCAUGGGCCUCUGCGUCUACGUUUCGUGGCAGCGAUAAGCGCGGCGGUGCCAAUGGUGCCCGCGUUCGGCUGGCUCCUCAGAAGGAUUGGGAGGUCAACAACCCCGCCCAGCUGUCCAAAGUUCUUGGUGCUCUUGAGGAUCUUCAGAAGCGCUUCAAUCAGUCCGGCAAGACCGUCUCCAUUGCUGACUUGAUUGUCCUGGCUGGUGUGGCUGGUGUUGAGAAAGCUGCUCGGGAUGCCGGAGUCGACAUCAAGGUUCCCUUCACCCCCGGCCGCGGUGACGCAACCCAGGAGCAGACUGACAUCGAGUCUGUCAACUACCUGCAGCCCUUGGCUGAUGGGUUCCGUAAUCACGGCAAGUCUCACGGCGCCGUCAAGCAGGAGCACCUUUUGGUCGACCGCGCCAACCUGCUUACCCUCACCGCGCCCGAGCUUACCGUCCUCAUCGGAGGUUUGCGCGUCCUGGACACGAAUUACGACGGCUCCGCCCAUGGUGUCUUCACCUCGCGACCCGGGGUCUUGACCAACGAUUUCUUCGUCAACCUGUUGGACCCUACUACCGAGUGGAGACAGACCGGUGAGGAUGUGUUUGGGGGUUUCGACCGCAAGGUUGGUGCCAAGAAGUGGAGCGCUACUCGCAACGACCUCAUCUUUGGCUCUCACCCUGAGCUGCGUGCUGUUGCGGAGGUGUACGGAAGCUGCGACGGUUCUCAGCGAUUUGUCAAGGACUUUGUUGCUGCUUGGGACAAGGUGAUGAACUUGGAUCGUUUUGACCUCCAGAAAGGCGAGAGGAAGAGGGCGUCCAGCCGUCUGUAA
This is a messenger RNA of Ustilaginoidea virens, 2217 nucleotides long. RefSeq lists its product as uncharacterized. Gene Ontology annotation, cellular component: cytosol. Bases 1 to 2217 code for a protein of 738 amino acids. Lineage: Eukaryota; Fungi; Ascomycota; Sordariomycetes; Hypocreales; Clavicipitaceae. Gene Ontology annotation, molecular function: catalase activity; heme binding. The transcript is spliced from 2 exons. The record is from RefSeq and is a predicted model, not a curated record. Gene Ontology annotation, biological process: hydrogen peroxide catabolic process; cellular response to hydrogen peroxide.